AUGUCUCGAACCCUCGUUAUUACCUCUGCACCUUGUUCUAAUGGUACCAAUCCCAAGGAGCCUAACAAAAAGACAUCUAAUGCUGAUUCCAAGAGGCUCGAAAAGAAACUUGGUUCAUGUUCUUUGCCAAAUACCUUUAAAAUGUACAAGAUUACUCCCCUUCCUAUACUAAACAAGAAGCUUCCGGAUAAGUCUUCUCCAAAUAUUCGCCGAUGUACAGAGUGCUCAUACAAGACUGUUUCGAAAUUCAACCUUUUACGACAUAGUCAAACACACUCAGAGACUCCAACGAAAUUUGAUUGCCAUCAAUGCAAUAAAACAUAUUCUAGCAAAUACAAUAUGCAAAGACAUUACAAUACUACCCAUUCAAACUAA
Molecule: messenger RNA, 375 nt
Organism: Phycomyces blakesleeanus NRRL 1555(-)
Lineage: Eukaryota; Fungi; Mucoromycota; Mucoromycetes; Mucorales; Phycomycetaceae
Product: C2H2-type zinc finger transcription factor
Exons: 2
Coding region: 1-375 (124 amino acids)
Source: RefSeq, a predicted model, not a curated record